AUGUCUCGCCCCGAGCGGACGGCCGCGGCGCAGGCCUUCUACGACCCUGCCGAGGCGGCAAAGUACAGCGCGAGCGCGCGGAUGGGAAGGACGCAGCGGCACCUCGCCGAGCGCGCGCUGCACCUCCUCGACAUCCGCCAGCCGGGCGCGCUGCUGCUCGACCUCGGCUGCGGCACCGGCUACUCUGGCGCGCCGCUCGAGCGCGCCGGGCACGCGUGGGUCGGGCUCGACCUCUCCGAGUCCAUGCUGCGCGCCGCGCGGGCGCCCGGCAAGAGGCGCGACGUGCUCUGCGCGGACCUAGGAGCUCCGCUCUGGCUGAGGCGGCGCGUGUUCGACGGCGCCGUCUCCAUCUCCGCGGUGCAGUGGCUGUGCCACGCGACGGCGAACGGGCACGACCCGGCGAAGCGCGUGCGCACCUUCUUCCGCGGGCUCAAGGCGGUCCUCGUCCCGGGCGCGCGCGCGGUGCUGCAGCUCUACCCCGAGCAGCCGGAGCACAUGGCUGGAGGCACGGUCGGACCUUGCUCGCCUCUCGGCCUAGGCACGCUCGUCGUCGACUACCCGCGCUCCGAGCGGUCAAAGAAGCUCUUCCUUGUGCUGACGUCGCCGAACCAGGCGGCGGCGGCGGCGGGCGGGAGGAGGCGCGCAGUGGAGUCGGUCGGCGGCGGAGGCGGCGCGAAGGGGGGCGGGGGAGCGGGCAAGCGCCGGAAAGGGGCGGCUGCACCCGGGGGCGGAGGCGGCGCAAAGCGGCAGCGAGCGGCGGCGGACGGCGGUGGCGGCGCGAAGCGGAAAGGAGGGAGGUGA
Molecule: messenger RNA, 801 nt
Organism: Emiliania huxleyi CCMP1516
Lineage: Eukaryota; Haptophyta; Isochrysidales; Noelaerhabdaceae
Gene: MET15
Product: putative methyltransferase
Exons: 2
Coding region: 1-801 (266 amino acids)
Biological process (GO): rRNA (guanine-N7)-methylation
Cellular component (GO): nucleolus
Molecular function (GO): rRNA (guanine) methyltransferase activity
Source: RefSeq, a predicted model, not a curated record